Batrachochytrium dendrobatidis JAM81 is the source of this 486-nucleotide messenger RNA. RefSeq names its product 3-hydroxyanthranilate 3,4-dioxygenase. The transcript has 4 exons. Gene Ontology annotation, cellular component: cytoplasm. Gene Ontology annotation, biological process: 'de novo' NAD+ biosynthetic process from L-tryptophan; quinolinate metabolic process. NCBI's taxonomy places the organism in Eukaryota, Fungi, Chytridiomycota, Chytridiomycetes, Rhizophydiales. Bases 1 to 486 code for a protein of 161 amino acids. The record is from RefSeq and is a predicted model, not a curated record. Gene Ontology annotation, molecular function: iron ion binding; 3-hydroxyanthranilate 3,4-dioxygenase activity.
AUGCCAUUCAACUUUGAAAAGUGGAUCAAAGAGAAUUCCCAUUUGCUAAAACCUCCCGUCAACAACUACUGUUUAUGGAACUCGGAUGACUUUAUUGUCAUGGCUGUUGGUGGCCCAAAUGCUCGCAACGACUAUCAUGAAUGGUUUUAUCAAUACAAGGGUGAUAUGCUACUGAAAGUGGUGGAUGGCGGAGAGUUUAAAGAUAUUCCCAUCAAGGAAAAUGAAAUGUUCUUAUUGCCAGGCAAUGUACCUCACAACCCAGUCAGAUUCGAAAACACUGUUGGAGUAGUUUUGGAACGCAAAAGGCCUGCUGGAUCCUUGGAUCAUCUGAGAUGGUACUGUGAGCAAUGCACAGAGAUUGUAUAUCAGGAGUCAUUUCAUUGCACAAAUCUGGGAACACAACUAAAGCCAGUGAUCCAGCGAUACUUUGCUAGUGAGGAUCUGAGAACAUGCAAAAAGUGUGGACAUGUAAAUCCUACCAAAUAA